Molecule: messenger RNA, 1651 nt
Organism: Erinaceus europaeus (western European hedgehog)
Lineage: Eukaryota; Metazoa; Chordata; Mammalia; Eulipotyphla; Erinaceidae
Gene: ACKR3
Product: atypical chemokine receptor 3
Exons: 2
Coding region: 97-1167 (356 amino acids)
Biological process (GO): immune response; G protein-coupled receptor signaling pathway; chemotaxis
Cellular component (GO): membrane
Molecular function (GO): chemokine binding; coreceptor activity; G protein-coupled receptor activity
Source: RefSeq, a predicted model, not a curated record
CCCAGCUCAGAGCGGCUGCAAACCCGGAGCCCUCGGCACUGAGCCCCAGCCCCCAGCCCCCAGCCCCCAGCCCCCGCCAGAGCCCCCAGCCGCGCCAUGGACCUGCCCGUGUUCGACUACGCGGAGCCCGGCAACCUGUCGGGGCUGGGCUGGCCCUGCAACAGCAGCGACUGCAUCUCAGUGGACACGCUCAGCUGCCCCGCGCCCGCGCCCCGGGCCGCCCUGCUCUACGGGCUGGCGCUGCUCUACGUCUUCAUCUUCCUGGCGGGGGCGCUGGCCAACGCGGCCGUGCUCUGGGCCGGCCUGCGCGCCCCGGGGCCCGGCGCCGACGCCCGCUGCUACGUGCUCAACCUGGCGGUGGCCGACCUGUGCGUGGUGGUCACCGUGCCGCUCUGGACGGCCAGCCUGCUGCGCCGCGACCAGUGGCCGCUGGGCCGGCUGAGCUGCCAGCUGGCGCAUCUGCUCUUCUCCGUCAACCUCUUCUGCAGCAUCUUCCUGCUGGCGGCCAUGAGCCUCGACCGCUACCUGGCCGUGGCCCGGCCGCCCCGCCGCCCGCCCGCCCGUCGCCUGGCCUGCGGCCUGGCCUGGCUGCUGGCGGUGGCCGUGUCCCUGCCGGACACCGUGUUCCUGCAGACGGUCACCUCGGCCUCGGGCAACGAGACCUUCUGCCGCCCGCUGUACCCAGAGCAGAGCGCGCGCGAGUGGCUGCUGGCCGUGGAGCUGCUGUCGCUGCUGCUGGGCUUCGCGGGCCCCUUCUGCGUCAUCGCCGCCUCCUACUGCCUGCUGGCCCGGGCGCUGGCCGCCUCCCCCGACGCCGAGCGGCGCGGCCGCCGGCUGCCGCUGGCCUACGUGCUGGUGUUCGCGCUGUGCUGGCUGCCCUACCGCGCCGCGGCGCUGCUGGACGUGGCGCUGGCCCUGCACCUCGUGCCCUUCAGCUGCCGGCUGGAGGAGGCGCUGCUGGCCGCGCUGCACGUCACGCAGUGCCUGUCGCUGCUGCACUGCUGCGUCAACCCGCUGCUGUACGGCCUGGCGCACCGCGCCUACCGCUACGAGCUCAUGAAGGCCUUCAUCUUCAAGUACUCGGCCAAGACCGGGCUGGCCAGGCUCAUGGACGCCUCCCGCGGCUCCGACGCCGAGUCCUCGGUGCUGGAGCCGCCGGCCAAGUGACCGCGCCGGCGGGGAGCGCGGCCCCUCUCCCGCCCUCCCGCCCGGGCCUCACAACGUCCCCGUGUGGGAAGGCGGCCGCUCACAGCGACACGGCCCUGGGGACGGGACGGGACCGGACAGGACGGGGGCUGGGCCCUUCCUGGACGCCCGGGGCUAAGGACGACGGCGGCCGCAGUGGGCGGCCGAGACGAUGCCCGAGAUGCGAACGUAGAGAUGGUCGUAGAGAUGGUCGGAGUUCUGUCUAGGGCGGCCCAGCGGGCGGGGCGCUUUCUGGACGCCAGCACUCUCCUGUCCGCGUGCACCCGGUGGCGGGGUAGGGACACAGCCGCGGUCCCGCGGCGGGCACCUGGGCACGGCCGCCAUCGCCAGGGGGCGAGGGGAACAGCUGCUGGGGGUGGGGGGGGCAGACAGCUGCCUUUCCGAGCUUUCUGCCUCGACGUGUAAGUUAUUUUUAUAAAUAAUAAAGAUUCCGUUUUUCCUCAAA